Molecule: messenger RNA, 3051 nt
Organism: Perognathus longimembris pacificus (Pacific pocket mouse)
Lineage: Eukaryota; Metazoa; Chordata; Mammalia; Rodentia; Heteromyidae
Product: zinc finger protein 420-like
Exons: 14
Coding region: 1-3051 (1016 amino acids)
Biological process (GO): negative regulation of transcription by RNA polymerase II
Molecular function (GO): DNA-binding transcription repressor activity, RNA polymerase II-specific
Source: RefSeq, a predicted model, not a curated record
AUGGGGGGACCUCUGCCCCCCAGCAGCACCCAGGCUCACCUGCAUGUGGGUGUGGAAGGGCAGGUGACAUUUGAGGACGUGGCUGUGGAGUUCACACAGGACCAGUGGCAGUGCCUGACCCCAGCUCAGCAGGCUCUGUACAGGGAGGUCAUGCUGGACAACUACAGGAACCUGCUGUCCGUGGAUGAGCAGUCUGCAGACACACAGUCCCCACGUAAUGCAUGUGGGAGAACCUUCAGGAAAUUCUCUGCCCUCACUCUGCACCAGACAAUCCACUGUGAAAAGCAACCCUAUGAAUGUAAAGAAUGCCAGAAAACUUUUCGCUACUCCUCGUUGUUGCAGAAGCAUCAACGAAUCCACACAGGGGAGAAACCUUUCAAGUGUCAGCAGUGUGGCCAGUGCUUUAACCAGCUGUCCAAUUGUAGACAACAUUUCCGAAUUCACACUGGAUUCAAACCCUACCAGUGCAAAGAUUGUGACAAGUCAUUUAGACAUGUCUGCAGGCUGAAGGAACAUGAGAAAACACACACAGGGGAGAGGCCAUACCCAUGUCUUGUAUGUGGCAAAGCUUUUCGAAGAUAUUCAAAUCUAAAAAGCCACCAACUGAUCCACACACAAGAAAAAUAUCACAGAUGCAAUGAAUGUGAUAAAUCCUUCAUGCAGCAUAAGGAUUUGAUCAUCCACCAGCGAAUCCACACUGGAGAGAGACCUUACCAGUGUCCCCACUGUGACAAAUCCUUUAGACAAAUCUCAGCAUCUCUGGAACACCAGAGAAUCCACACCCUGGAGAAGCGUCAUGAGUGCAAAUACUGUGGCAAGGGCUUCUGGUACCUCUCCAAGUUCAAACAACAUGAGAGGUCACACACCAGAGAGAAACCCUACACAUGUGAUCAGUGCCACAAAUCCUUCAAAUACAGCUUCAGCCUUAAAAGUCACCAGAGAAUCCACACCGGCGAGAAACCUUAUGGGUGCAAACACUGUGGACAGUUGACAUUUGAGGACGUGGCUGUGGAGUUUACACAGGACGAGCGGCAGUGCCUGACCCUGACUCAGCAGGCUCUGUACAGGGAGGUCAUGCUGGACAACUACAGAAACCUGCUGUCUUUGACAUUUGAGGACGUGGCUGUGGAGUUCACGCAGGAGGAGUGGCAGUGUCUGACCCCGACUCAGCGGGCUCUGUACAGGGAGGUCAUGCUGGACAACUACAGGAACCUGCUCUCCGUGGAUGAGCAGUCUGCAGACACACAGUCCCCACAGAAUGCAUGUGGGAGAACCUUCAGGAAAUUCUCUGCCCUGGCUCUGCACCAGACAAUCCACUGUGAAAAGCAACCCUAUGAAUGUAAAGAAUGCCAGAAAGCUUUUCGCUACUCCUCGGUGUUGCAGAAUCAUCAACGAAUUCACACAGGGGAGAAACCUUUCAAGUGUCAGCAGUGUGGCCAGUGCUUUAACCAGCUGUCCAAUUGUAGAAAACAUUUCCAAAUUCACACAGGAGAGAGACCCUACCAGUGCAAAGAUUGUGACAAGUCAUUUAGACAUGUCUCCAGUCUGAAGGUACACGAGAGAACACACACUGGGGAGAGGCCAUUCCCAUGUCUUGUAUGUGGCAAAGCUUUUCAAAUAUGUUCACAUCUAAAAAGACACCAGCAAGUUCACAUUGGAGAGAAACCUUAUGAGUGCAAACACUGUGGUAAGACCUUCUGUUCUAUAUCCAAAUUGAAAGGACAUGGCAGGACACACACAGGAGAGAAGCCCUACACAUGUGAACAGUGCCACAAAUCUUUCAAAUCCAGCUCAAACCUCAGAGAUCACCAGCGAAUCCACACUGGGGAGAAACCUUAUGAAUGCAAACACUGUGGUAAGACAUUCCAGACUAACUCCAAGUUAAAACGUCAUGUGAGGACACACACCAAAGAGAAGUACUACACAUGUGAGCAGUGCCACAAAUCUUUCAAAUCCAGCUCAAACCUCAGAGAUCACCAGAGAAUCCACACUGGGGAGAAACCUUAUGAAUGCAAACACUGUGGUAAGACAUUCCAGACUAACUCCAAGUUAAAACGUCAUGGGAGGACACACACUAAAGAGAAGUACUACACAUUGCAUCUUGGUUCUUCACCACCCAUGGAGAAGGAAAUGGGUGGUGAUAGUUUCAUCCCAGGACAGUUGACAUUUGAGGACGUGGCUGUGGAGUUUACACAGGACCAUCGGCAGUGCCUGACCCUGACUCAGCAGGCUCUGUACAGGGAGGUCAUGCUGGAAAACUACAGGAACCUGCUGUCUGUGGGGUCUGCCUUUAAGACACUGACAAAACCUCCUCACCUGCCCUUUCACACCCACACGCAGUUGACAUUUGAGGACGUGGCUGUGGAGUUCAGACAGGACGAGUGGCAGUGUCUGACCCCAGCUCAGCGGGCUCUGUACAGGGAGGUCAUGCUGGACAACUACAGGAACCUGCUCUCCGUGGAUGAGCAGUCUGCAGACAUGAUGUCCCCACGUAAUGCAUGUGGGAGAACCUUCAGGAAAUUAUCUUCCCUAGCUCUGCACCAGACAAUCCACUGUGAAAAGCAACCCUAUGAAUGUAAAGAAUGCCAGAAAACUUUUCGCUACUCCUCGGACUUGGAGAAGCAUCAACGAAUCCACACAGGGGAGAAACCUUUCAAGUGUCAGCAGUGUGGUCAGUGCUUUAACCAGCUGUCCAAUUGCAGAAAACAUUUCAGAAUUCACACAGGAGAGAGACCCUACAAGUGCAAGUUGACAUUUGAGGACGUAGCCAUGGAGUUCUCCCAGGAUGAGUGGCGGUGGCUGACCCCGGCUCAGCGGACUCUGUACAGGGAGGUCAUGCUGGACAACUACAAGAACCUGCUGUCUGUGGAUGAGCAGUCUGCAGAGACACAGUACCCAGGGAAGGCAUGUAGGAGAAACUUCAGGAAACUCUCUGCCCUCACUCUGUACCAGAGAAUCCAGUGUGAAAAGCAACCCUAUGAAUGUAAAGACUGUGGGAAAACAAUUUGCCCAGAACUCUGUGUUCCGGAAGCAUCAGCAAAUCUACACUAG